This is a messenger RNA of Molossus molossus (Pallas's mastiff bat), 13789 nucleotides long. It is a transcript of the gene DNAH10, whose product is annotated as dynein axonemal heavy chain 10. The transcript is spliced from 79 exons. The record is from RefSeq and is a predicted model, not a curated record. Gene Ontology annotation, biological process: microtubule-based movement. The coding region runs from base 1 to 13776 and encodes 4591 amino acids. NCBI's taxonomy places the organism in Eukaryota, Metazoa, Chordata, Mammalia, Chiroptera, Molossidae. Gene Ontology annotation, cellular component: dynein complex. Gene Ontology annotation, molecular function: dynein light intermediate chain binding; ATP hydrolysis activity; dynein intermediate chain binding.
AUGGACGACCUGCGGGUGCUGUGGAUGCGCGACCGCGUGUACGCGGCCUUCGGCCUCACGGACCACCAGCUCUUCGAGGACCUGCUGACCCGCGGCGACGGCGAGGGCGAGGACCUCAUCCUGCACUUCCUCAACCGGGCCAGCCAGGAGGAGGCCGCCGCCACGCUCUUCUUCUACCGCACGCUGGUGCCCGAGGAGGUGGAGCUGGAGCUGGACGCCGACGCCGAGUUUCCGGCCUCGUCCCAGGAGGAAGAGCAGGAAGAAGAGGCCGAGUCUCAGAAGGUCGAGUCGGUGGACAAGGUGUCAGCUAGGAGUUUGCAGAUGAAAACCAGUUUGGCACAGCAGCCCCUAACGGGCACAGAGAGUGAAGACAUGGACAAAGAUUUAGAAGACUUGCCCCGCAAGAAAAUUGUUAAGCACAUUGUGGAAAAGACGUAUCUCCACGUGCUUUGUACUCCUGUUCCUGAGGAGUUUCUGGACCAGAAUGUGGUGUUUUUCCUGAGAAAUACAAAAGAGGCGAUCCCUGAAGCCAGCUACAUGAAGGAAGCCAUGGAGAUCAUGCCCGAGACGCUGGAGUAUGGGGUUAUAAAUGCGAAAGUGCUUCAUUGUCUGAAAGAUAUUAUAUGUCAGGUCUUCUUGCCAGCUUUGUCCUUCAAUCAGCACAAGGAAUCCAGCAUGGGGUUCACACCUGGAGAAGUCUCUGACUCCCAUGAGAGUGAAAUGGACCUGCCUAAUGUGCCCGGAGAAGCCGUGGAAUAUCACGGCUCUCAGUUAAUACGAGAUGAAUUUUUAAUGAACGUCCAGAAAUUUGCAAAUAAUAUUCAAAGAACAAUGCAGCAACUUGAAGGUGAGAUUAAGUUAGAAAUGCCGAGCAUCAGCGUGGAGGGAGAGGUGUCUGUCCUGGCAGCUGACCCGGAAACCGUUGAGAUCUUGGAGCAAUGUGUGAUCAACUGGUUGAAUCAGAUAACCGUGGCUGUUGAGGGCCAGCUGAAAAAGACGCCUCAGGGUAACGGUCCUCUGGCUGAAAUUGAAUUCUGGAGGGAAAGAAACGCCACCCUCAGUGCACUCCACGAACAGACAAAGCUUCCCGUCGUCAGAAAGGUCUUGGAUGUGAUCAGGGAGUCAGAUUCUCUGCUCGUGGCGAACCUGCAGCCGGUCUUAACCGAGCUGUUCAAGCUGCACAUGGAGGCCUCGGACAACGUGCGGUUUCUUUCCACCGUGGAGCGUCAUUUCAAGAACAUAACGCACGGAUCGAGCUUUCACGUGGUCUUGGAGACCAUCCCCUCCAUGAUGAGCGCGCUGAGGAUGGUGUGGAUCAUCUCCCGCCACUAUAACAGAGACGAGAGGAUGAUCCCCCUCAUGGAGCGGAUUGCCUGGGAGCUUGCUGAGAGAGUCUGCAGAGUGGUGAACCUGCGGACCUUGUUCAAAGAGAACCGAGCAAGUGCACAGAGCAAAAUCUCGGAGGCCAAGAACACCCUCAACACAUGGAAAAAGUGCUAUUUUGACACCAGGGCCAAGAUCGAGGCUUCGGGAAGGGAAGCCCGGUGGGAGUUUGACCGAAAACGGUUGUUUGAGAGGACGGAUUACAUGGCCACCAUCUGCCAGGAUCUCUACGACAUUUUGCAGGUGAUGGAGGAAUUUUAUAACAUAUUUGGUCCAGAACUAAAGGCAGUGACAGGGGAUCCCAAGCGCAUCGACGAUGUCCUGUGCAGGGUGGACAGCCUGGUCACCCCCAUGGAAAACUUGACCUUUGACCCCUUCAGUAUCAAGUCCUCGCCGUACUGGAAAUACGUGAUGGAUGACUUCAAGAUUGAAGUUCUGGUUAUUGAGAAAGAAGCAAAAAAUUUUAUUGACGAAUCUUUUAAGACGCUUCGAUCAGCGGAGGCCGCGUUUGACAUGCUUUUAAAGUUUAAGCACAUUCGCUCACGGGAGGCUGUUAACCGGCAGAUGAUGAUGAAGUUCAAUGAUAUUCUCGCACAGUACUGUAAAGAGAUUGACACUGUUAACAAAAUCUUUGUCCAGAACCGUGACAACCCGCCACUGUACAAGAACCACCCUCCAGUAGCAGGUGCAGUCUCCUGGGAACGGUCUCUGUUCUUCCGGAUUAAGCACACCAUCCUCAGGUUUCAGGAGGUGCAGGAGAUACUGGACAGUGAACGGGGAGAAGAGGUGAAACAGAAGUACCUGGAGGUGGGCAGAACGAUGAAAGAGUAUGAAGACAGCAAGUACGAGCAGUGGAGGGAGAUGACGGAGCAGCAGCUGCCCGUGCUCAUGAAGAAGAGUCUGCUCACCAAGAUCUCUACAGGCUCUGAGGAUACCGUGAGCUCCGACAGGAACGUGACUUUUGCAAUCAAUUUUCCAUUUAUGCUCAAGGAGAUUAUUAAUGAAACAAAGUACUUGGAACAGCUGGGAUUUCCUGUCCCCGAAUUAGCAAGGAAUGUCGCUCUCCAGGAGGACAAAUUUCUUAGGUACACAGAGGGAAUACAGAGCAUGCUGGACCACUACCACGUGCUCGUGGGCACGCUGAAUGCAGCCGAGACCGUCCUCCUCGAUGAUCACUCUCAGGAGUUAAUGCGCGUAUUUAGGUCUGGAUAUAAGAGGUUAAACUGGAACUCGCUAGGCAUUGCUGACUACAUCAUUCGGUGCAAACAGGCCAUUGGGAAAUUCGAGUCCCUUGUCCAUCAGAUUCAUAAGAAUGCGGAUGACAUUUCCUCCAGGCUCACAUUAAUAGACUCCAUAAAUCUCUUUAAAUAUCCAGGACCUAAAAGUGAUGAAGAACUCCCAGGCGUGAAGGAGUUCUUUGAGCACAUCGACCGAGAAAGGGCCAAAGACACGGACUACAUGGUUAGGUGGUAUCUCGCCAUCGGGCCUCUGCUGACCAAAGUCGAGGGUCUGGUCAUCCACACCAACACGGGCAAGGCCCCGAAGCUGGCCUCCUACUACGAGUACUGGGAGAAUAGAAUCUACGAGGUCUUAACAAAGCUCAUCUUGAAGAAUCUGCAGUCUUUCAAUUCUUUAGUCCUGGGGAACGUUCCUUUGUUCCAAACGGAAACCAUUCUGACCGCACCGGAGAUCAUCCUUCAGCCCAAUUCAAAUGAGAUCGACAAAAUGUGUGUCCAAUGCGUCCGGAAUUGCGUGGAGGUCACCAAGAAUUUUGUUCGAUGGAUGAAUGGCAGCUGCAUCGAAUGCCCUCCUCAGAAGGGGGAGGAAGAGGAAGUUGUCACAAUAAGCUUCUACAAUGAUAUUUCCCUGAACCCUCAGAUAAUCGAACAAGCUGUUCUGAUCCCCCAAAAUGUCCAUAGGCUUCUGGUCAAUCUCAUGAAGUACCUGCAGAAAUGGAAGAAGUAUCGUCCCCUCUGGAAAUUGGACAAAGCCAUUGUGAUGGAGAAAUUCGCCGCCAAGAAACCUCCUUGCGUGGCUUACGAUGAGAAGCUGCAGUUCUACUCCAAGGUCGCCAGCGAAGUGAUGAACCACCCUCUAGUCAAGGACGAGCACUGCAUCCGGCUGCAGCUCGGGCCCCUGGCCAGCACCGUGCAGGAGAACGCCAAGUCCUGGGUGGCUUCGCUGGGAAAGCUGCUCAGUGAGUCAGCCAAGGAGGAGCUGCAUAACCUUCAUGAAGAGAUGGAGAACCUGGCCAAAAACCUGAGGAAGAGCCCCAACACCCUUGAGGAUCUCAAGUUUGUCCUCGCAACGAUUGCAGAAAUCAGAAGUAAAUCUCUGCUCAUGGAGCUGAGAUACCGGGACGUCCAGGAGCGGUACCGCACCAUGAUGAUGUAUAACCUCCAUCCUUCCGCUGCAGAGAAGGAACUGGUGGACAAGAUUGAGAGCAUGUGGUUGGAUCUGUUCAGCGAUUCCAUGAACGUGGAGCACAGUCUUGGCAGCAUAAAGAAGACCUUCACGGAGAUCACCCGAGGGGAGAUGCUGAGCUACAAGCAGCAGAUAGAGGACUUCGCAAACCGUUUCUACAGCGAAGGCCCUGGCUCUGUUGGAGAGGAUCUGGACAGUGGAAUAGAACUCUUGGCCACUUUUGAAAGAGAGCUAAUGAAACAUGAAAAGAACCGUCAGGAGCUGGCAAAUGCUGAGAAACUUUUUGAUCUUCCAAUCACAAUGUACCCAGAGCUGCUCAAAGUGCAAAAGGAAAUGAGCGGGCUGAAGAUGAUUUAUGAGCUUUACCGGGGCCUGAAGGUGGCCAAAGAAGAAUGGUCUCAGACGCUCUGGGUCAACCUGAACGUUCAGUUUCUGCAGGAAGGGAUCGACGGUUUUCUCAGGUCCCUCAGGAAGUUCCCCCGGCACGUCCGGAACCUGGCGGUGGCUUACCAUUUGGAAACAAAAAUGAAGGCGUUUAAAGACUCCAUCCCUCUCCUCCUUGACUUAAAGCACGAGGCGCUCAGGGACAGGCACUGGAAGGAGCUGAUGGAGAAAACAGGCGUGUUUUUUGAAAUGACUGAGACGUUCACCUUGGAGAACAUGUUUGCCAUGGAGCUUCACAAGCACGCGGACGUCCUCAAUGAGAUUGUGACGGCGGCGGUCAAGGAGAUCGCCAUCGAGAAGGCUGUGAAGGACAUCCUGGACACCUGGGAAAGCAUGAAGUUCACCGUGGUCAAGUACUACAAGGGCACCCAGGAGCGGGGCUACAUCCUGGGGUCCGUCGAUGAGAUCAUCCAAUGCCUGGAUGACAACACGUUCAACCUGCAGAGCAUCUCGGGAAGCCGAUUUGUGGGGCCCUUUCUGCAGACGGUUCACAAAUGGGAAAAGACGCUGUCCCUCAUAGGGGAAGUCAUCGAGAUUUGGAUGCUGGUCCAGAGAAAGUGGAUGUACCUGGAAAGCAUUUUUAUUGGUGGAGAUAUCAGAUCGCAGCUUCCAGAGGAGGCCAAGAAGUUUGACAACAUCGACAAAGUAUUUAAAAGGAUCAUGGCCGAGACCUUGAAAGACCCCGUGAUUAAGAAGUGCUGCGAGGCCCCAAACCGCCUCAGCGAUCUGCAGAACAUCAGCGAGGGCUUUGAGAAGUGUCAGAAGAGCCUGAACGACUACUUGGACUCCAAGAGGAACGCCUUCCCCAGGUUCUUCUUCAUCUCCGACGACGAGCUGCUCAGCAUCCUGGGGAGCAGCGACCCCCUCUGCGUCCAGGAGCACAUGAUCAAGAUGUUUGACAACAUAGCGUCGCUGAGGUUCCAUGACGCGGACAGUGGAGAAAAGCUCGUGUCCGCCAUGGUUUCAGCAGAAGGGGAGGUCAUGGAGUUCCGGAAGACGGUGCGGGCUGAGGGGCGCGUGGAGGACUGGAUGACGGCGGUUUUGAAUGAAAUGCGGAGAACCAACCGGCUGAUCACCAAAGAGGCUAUUUUUAGAUACUGUGAAGACAGAACCAGAGUCGAUUGGAUGCUCCUGUACCAGGGGAUGGUGGUGCUGGCUGCCUGCCAGGUGUGGUGGGCCUGGGAGGUGGAAGAUGUCUUCCGAAAAGUGCAGGCGGGGGAGAAGCAGGCCAUGAAGGGCUAUGGCCGGAAGCUGCACCGGCAGAUCGAGGAGCUGGUCACGCGGAUCACCAUGCCCUUGACCAAAAACGACCGGAAGAAGUACAACACUGUGCUCAUCAUCGACGUGCAUGCCAGGGACAUAGUGGACGCCUUCAUAAGGAGCAACAUCGUCGAGGCCCGGGAGUUCGAAUGGGAGAGUCAGCUGCGCUUCUACUGGGACCGAGAACCCGAUGAACUGAACAUUCGUCAGUGCACGGGGGCCUUUGGCUACGGCUACGAGUACAUGGGGUUGAAUGGGCGGCUGGUCAUCACUCCGCUCACCGACCGGAUUUACCUGACGCUGACGCAGGCACUGUCCAUGUAUCUGGGUGGGGCCCCCGCGGGCCCAGCAGGCACCGGCAAAACCGAGACCACCAAGGACCUGGCCAAAGCCUUGGGCUUGCUCUGUGUUGUAACCAACUGCGGCGAAGGCAUGGAUUACAAAGCCGUCGGGAAGAUUUUCUCUGGCCUGGCGCAGUGUGGGGCCUGGGGCUGCUUUGAUGAGUUUAAUCGAAUCGAUGCCUCUGUGCUGUCGGUCAUCUCGUCUCAGAUUCAGACCAUCCGCAACGCUCUGAUCCAUCAGCUCACCACGUUCCAGUUUGAAGGGCAGGAGAUCUCGCUGGACCCACGAAUGGGCAUCUUCAUCACCAUGAACCCCGGCUACGCGGGCCGCACGGAGCUGCCGGAGUCGGUGAAGGCGCUCUUCCGGCCCGUGGUGGUGAUCGUGCCCGACAUGCAGCAGAUCUGCGAGAUCAUGCUCUUCUCCGAGGGCUUUCUCUGGGCCAAGACUCUGGCCAAAAAGAUGACUGUUCUGUACAAGCUGGCACGGGGGCAGCUGUCCAAGCAGCACCACUAUGACUUCGGACUCAGAGCCCUGAAGUCGGUGUUGGUGAUGGCUGGGGAGCUGAAGAGAGGCUCUCCCGAACUCAAAGAGGACGUGGUGCUGAUGAGGGCACUUCGAGACAUGAAUCUGCCCAAGUUCAUCUUUGAGGACGUCCCUCUUUUCCUCGGUUUGAUCUCCGACCUGUUUCCCGGGCUAGACUGCCCGCGCGUUCGCUACCCUGAUUUCAACGACGCGGUCGAACAGGUGCUGGAGGAGGGUGGCUUCGUCGUCCUGCCCGUGCAGGUGGAUAAAGUUGUUCAGAUGUUUGAGACCAUGUUAACCCGCCACACGACAAUGGUGGUGGGGCCCACGGGAGGGGGCAAGUCCGUGGUCAUUCAGACUCUGUGUCAGGCCCAGACCAAGCUGGGACUGGCGACAAAGCUGCUCGUCCUGAACCCCAAGGCUGUGAGCGUCAUCGAGCUCUACGGCGUCCUGGACCCCACCACGCGAGACUGGACGGACGGGGUGCUGUCCAGCAUCUUCAGGGAGAUCAACAAGCCGACGGAUAAGAAGGAACGGAAGUACAUCUUGUUUGAUGGCGAUGUGGACGCCCUGUGGGUGGAAAACAUGAACUCCGUGAUGGACGACAACAAGCUGUUGACGCUGGCCAACGGCGAGCGCAUCCGGCUGCAGGCACACUGCGCCCUGCUCUUUGAGGUCGGAGAUUUGCAGUAUGCCUCCCCUGCCACUGUGUCUCGCUGUGGAAUGGUUUAUGUGGAUCCUAAAAACCUGAAGUAUGAACCAUACUGGAAUAAGUGGGUCAAUCGAAGACAAAACAAGGUGGAGCAAGGCGACUUACAGGACCUCUUUGAGAAGUACGUGCCCUACCUCAUCGACGCGAUAGUGGAAGGAGUGGUGGACGGAAGGCAAGGAGAGAAGCUGAAGACGAUAGUUCCUCAGACAGACCUCAACAUGGUCACCCAGCUGACCAAGAUGCUGGACGCCUUCCUCGAAGGAGAGGUGGAGGACGCCGACCUGCUGGAGUGCUUCUUCCUGGAGGCUCUGUACUGCUCCCUGGGCGCCUCCCUGCUGGGCCCCGGGCGGCUGCAGUUCGACGAGUGCGUCAAGCGCCUUGCUUCUUUGCCUUCUGCCGACACGGAAGGGGUUUGGGCCAGGCCUGGGGAACUGCCAGGUCAGCUCCCAACCUUGUACGACUUUCAUUUUGAUCCUGCACAGAAGAAAUGGAUACCAUGGAGUAACUUAGUUCCAGAAUACGUUCACUCCCACGAGAGGAAGUUUAUCGAAAUCCUGGUUCACACGGUGGACACGGCCCGCACCACCUGGGUGCUGGAGCGGAUGGUCAGGAUUAAGCAGCCCGUUAUUUUGGUUGGUGAGUCUGGCACCUCGAAGACGGCCACUACCCAGAACUUCCUCAAAAACAUGAACCAAGAGACUAACAUUGUGUUAAUGGUCAACUUCUCUUCCCGCACCACAUCCCUGGAUAUCCAGAGAAAUUUAGAAGCGAACGUGGAGAAACGAACCAAAGACACUUAUGGCCCCCCCAUGGGAAAACGCCUUCUGAUCUUCAUGGACGACAUGAACAUGCCAAGGGUGGACGAGUACGGCACACAGCAGCCCAUCGCCCUGCUGAAACUGCUGCUGGAAAGAGGCUACCUGUACGACCGCGGGAAGGAGCUGAACUGCAAGAGCGUUCGCGACCUCGGCUUCAUCGCCGCCAUGGGGAAAGCUGGGGGCGGCCGCAAUGAGGUGGACCCGAGGUUCAUCUCGCUGUUCAACGUCUUCAACGUUCCGUUUCCUUCCGAGGAGUCUCUGCAUCUCAUUUACUUCUCCAUCCUGAAAGGCCACACCUCGGUGUUUCAUGAGAGCAUCACAGCCAUGAGUGACAAGUUAACACAGUGCACAUUGACGCUUUACACAAAAAUCGUGCAGGACCUGCCCCCAACUCCGUCCAAGUUCCACUACAUCUUCAACCUGCGCGAUCUCUCCAGGGUGUUUCACGGGCUGGUGCUCACGAAACCCGAGCGGUUCCAGACGGUGGCCCAGAUGGUGAGAGUCUGGAGGAACGAGUGUCUGAGAGUCUUCCAUGACCGACUGAUCAACGAAGCAGACAAGCAACUGGUACAAGACCACAUAGAAGGCUUGGUCACGGAGCACUUCAGCGGCGAUGCAGAGGCGGUGCUAAGGGACCCCAUCCUGUUUGGGGACUUCCGGAUGGCGCUCCGUGAAGAUGAGGCUCGCGUCUAUGAGGACAUCCAGGACUACGAGGCCGCCAAGGCUCUGUUCCAGGAAAUCCUUGAGGAGUACAAUGAAAGCAACAGCAGGAUGAACCUGGUCCUCUUCGACGAUGCUCUGGAGCACCUGACGCGCGUGCACCGCAUCAUCCGCAUGGACCGCGGCCAUGCCCUGCUGGUGGGCGUCGGGGGCUCGGGGAAGCAGUCCCUGGCCAGGCUGGCCGCCUACACGGCUGGCUAUGAGGUGUUUGAGAUCCUUCUGAGCCGAGGCUACUCCGAGAGCAACUUCCGGGAAGACCUGAAGAGCCUUUACCUGAAGCUUGGCAUCGAGAACAAAAUGAUGAUCUUCCUGUUCACGGACGCCCACGUGGCCGAGGAGGGCUUCCUGGAGCUCAUCAACAACAUGCUGACCUCAGGCAUCGUCCCUGCACUUUUCCAAGAGGAUGAGAAAGAGUCUGUCCUCGGUCAGAUCGGGCAAGAAGCCUUGAAGCAAGGGGUGAGCCCGGCCAAGGAGUCCGUGUGGCAGUACUUCGUGAACAAGAGUGCCGAUAACCUGCACAUCGUCCUGGGCAUGUCGCCUGUAGGGGACACCCUGAGGACCUGGUGCAGAAAUUUCCCAGGUCUAGUGAAUAACACCGGCAUUGACUGGUUCAUGCCCUGGCCUCCCCAGGCCCUGCAUGCAGUUGCCAAGUCAUUUCUAGGGAAUAAUUCCAUGAUCCAAGCAGAAAAUAUUGAGGACCUGGUAGCACACGUGGUUUUGGUCCACCAAUCCGUGGGUGAAUUCAGCAAACAGUUUCUGCAGAAGUUGAGGCGCAGCAACUAUGUAACUCCCAAGAAUUACCUUGAUUUCAUUAACACCUACUCGAAAUUACUGGAUGAGAAAACUCAGUAUAAUAUAGCUCAGUGCAAGCGUCUGGAGGGCGGGCUGGACAAGCUGAAGGAGGCCACCAUCCAGCUCGACGAGCUGAACCAGAAGCUGGCCGAGCAGAAGGUCGUGCUGGCCGAGAAGUCCACCGCCUGCGAGGCCCUGCUGGAGGAGAUCAUCUCCAACAAGGCCAUAGCGGAGGAAAAGAAGAAGUUGGCAGAAGAAAAAGCCAUGGAGAUAGAGGAGCAGAACAAGAUCAUCGCGCUGGAGAAGGCCGAGGCCGAGACCGCCCUGGCGGAGGUCAUGCCCAUUCUGGAGGCCGCCAAGCUGGAGCUGCAGAAGCUGGACAAGUCGGAUGUGACCGAGAUCAGGUCCUUCGCCAAGCCCCCGAAGCAGGUGCAGACAGUGUGCGAGUGCAUCCUCAUCAUGAAGGGGUACAAGGAGCUCAACUGGAAGACCGCCAAAGGCAUGAUGUCUGACCCGAACUUCCUGCGGUCGCUGAUGGAGAUGGACUUCGAUUCCAUUACCCAGAGCCAAGUCAAGAAUAUCAGAAGCCUCUUGCGGAACCUCAACACCACGGCCGAAGAGAUGGAAGCGGUGAGCAGAGCGGGCCUGGGCAUGCUGAAGUUCGUCGAGGCCGUCAUGGGCUACUGCGACGUGUUCCGAGAGAUCAAGCCCAAGAGGGAGAAGGUGGCCCGGCUGGAGCGGCACUUCCACCUCACGAAACGCGAGCUAGAGAAGAUCCAGAACGAGCUGGCAGCGCUCCAGAGGGAGCUGGAGGCCCUGGGCGCCACGUACGAGGCGGCCAUCCUGGAGAGGCAGAAGCUGCAGGAGGAAGCGGAAAUCAUGGAGCGCCGGCUGAUCGCGGCCGACAAGCUCAUCUCGGGGCUGGGGUCCGAGAACAUCAGGUGGCUGAAGGACCUGGACGAGCUCAUGCACCGGCGGGUGAAGCUGCGCGGGGACUGCCUGCUGUGCGCGGCCUUCCUGAGCUACGAGGGCGCCUUCACCUGGGAGUUCCGCCACCAGAUGGUCAGCCAGGUCUGGCAGAGUGACAUCCUGGAGCGCGGGAUCCCGCUGAGCCAGCCGUUUCGGUUGGAGAGCCUGCUCACAGAUGACGUGGAGAUCAGCAGGUGGGGCUCCCAGGGACUGCCCCCCGACGAGCUCUCCAUUCAGAACGGCAUCCUCACCACCCGGGCCAGCCGCUUUCCGCUCUGCAUCGACCCCCAGCAGCAGGCCCUCAACUGGAUAAAGAGAAGGGAGGAGAAGAACAACCUGCGGGUGGCCUCCUUUAACGACCCCGACUUCCUCAAGCAGCUGGAGAUGUCCAUAAAGUACGGGACUCCCUUCCUGUUCCAUGACGUGGAUGAGUACAUCGACCCUGUGAUUGACAACGUCCUGGAAAAGAGCAUCAAAGUCUCCCAGGGUCGGCAGUUCAUCAUCCUAGGAGACAAGGAGGUGGACUACGACUCCAGUUUCAGGCUCUAUCUAACCACCAAGCUGGCCAACCCCCAGUACACCCCAUCUGUGUUCGGGAAGGCCAUGGUGAUCAAUUACACUGUCACCCUGAAGGGCCUGGAGGACCAGCUGCUGAGCGUGCUGGUGGCCUUCGAGAGGCGCGAGCUGGAGGAGCAGAGGGAGCACCUCAUCCAGGAGACGAGCGAGAACAAGAACCUGCUGAAGGACCUGGAGGACUCCCUCCUUCGGGAGCUGGCGACCUCCACGGGGAACAUGCUGGACAACGUGGAGCUGGUGCACACCCUGGAGGAGACCAAGUCCAAGGCCACGGAGGUGUCGGAGAAGCUCAAGCUGGCAGAGAAGACGGCCCUGGACAUUGACAGACUGCGGGAUGGCUACCGGCCGGCGGCGCGGCGGGGCGCCAUCCUGUUCUUCGUGCUGUCGGAGAUGGCGCUCGUGAACGCCAUGUACCAGUACUCCCUGAGCGCCUUCCUCGAGGUCUUCGGGCUGUCGCUCAAGAAGUCGCUGCCUGACUCCAUUCUCAUGAAGCGGCUGAGGAACAUAAUGGACACGCUGACCUUCAACAUCUAUAACUAUGGUUGCACAGGGUUGUUCGAGAGGCACAAGUUACUCUUUGCCUUCAACAUGACGAUCAAGAUCGAACAAGCAGAAGGGAGAGUUCCCCAGGAAGAGCUAGACUUCUUUCUAAAAGGAAACAUUUCCCUGGAGAAAAACAAACGAAAGAAGCCCUGUGCUUGGUUGCCUGACCAGGGCUGGGAAGACAUCAUGCUCUUAUCAGAGAUGUUCCCAAGCCGGUUUGGGAGUCUUCCUGACGACCUUGAGAAGCAUCCGUCUGUCUGGCAGGAGUGGUACGACCUGGACUCGCUGGAGCAGUUCCCGUUCCCCCUGGAGUAUGACGACAACAUCACCGCUUUCCAGAAGUUGCUUAUUCUGCGCUGUUUCCGGGUGGAUCGGGUCUAUCGGGCCGUGACCGACUACGUGACUAUGACCGUGGGAGAGAAAUACGUGCAGCCCCCGAUGGUCAGCUUCGAGGCCAUCUUCGAGCAGAGCACCCCGAACUCGCCCAUCGUGUUCAUCCUGAGCCCCGGCUCCGACCCUGCCAGCGACCUGAUGAAACUAGCAGAGCGCUCUGGUUUUGGGGGAAACCGCCUCAAAUUCCUCGCCAUGGGUCAAGGCCAAGAAAAGCUGGCUCUGCAGCAGCUGGAGACUGCGGUGGCUCGUGGGCAGUGGCUGAUGCUGCAGAACUGCCAUCUCCUGGUCAAGUGGCUGAAGGACCUGGAGAAGUCCCUGGAGAGGAUCACCAAGCCCCACCCAGACUUCCGCCUGUGGCUCACCACGGACCCCACCAAGGGCUUCCCCAUCGGGAUUCUGCAGAAGUCCUUGAAGGUGGUCACAGAGCCGCCCAACGGGCUGAAGCUCAACAUGAGGGCGACGUACUUCAAGAUCUCCAACGAAAUGCUGGACCGGUGCCCUCACCCCGCCUUCAAGCCCCUGGUCUACGUGCUGGCCUUCUUCCACGCCGUGGUGCAGGAGAGGAGGAAGUUCGGGAAGAUCGGGUGGAACGUGUCCUACGACUUCAACGAGUCCGACUUCCAGGUCUGCAUGGAAAUUUUGAACACGUACUUGACCAAAGCCUUCCAGCAAAGUGACCCUCGGAUCCCGUGGGGCAGCCUCAAGUACCUGAUUGGAGAGGUCAUGUACGGAGGGCGGGCCAUCGACAGCUUCGACCGGCGCAUCCUGACCAUCUACAUGGACGAGUACCUGGGAGACUUCAUCUUCGACACCUUCCAGCCCUUCCACUUCUUCCACAACAGCGAGGUGGACUACAGGAUCCCCUCUGGCGACGUGAAGGAGAGAUUCGUUGAAGCCAUCGAGGCCCUCCCCCUGGCCAACACACCUGAGGUGUUCGGUCUUCAUUCCAACGCCGAGAUCGGCUAUUAUACUCAGGCCGCUCGGGACAUCUGGGUGCACCUGCUGGAGCUGCAGCCUCAGACAGGCGAAUCGAGCAGUGGCAUCAGCCGAGAUGACUACAUUGGCCAGGUGGCCAUGGACAUAGAAAACAAAAUGCCCAAGGUCUUUGACUUGGACCUGGUCCGGAAGCACCUGGGGAUGGGCAUCUCCCCCACGUCGGUGGUGCUCCUGCAGGAGCUGGAGCGCUUCAACAAGCUCGUCGUCCGCAUGUCCCGCUCUCUGGCCGAGCUGCAGAAGGCCUUGGCUGGAGAGGUUGGAAUGAGCAGCGAGUUGGACGAUGUCGCCAAGGCUCUGUUCAUCGGGCAGAUCCCGAACAUCUGGAGGAAGCUCGCGCCUGACACCCUCAAGUCCCUCGGAAACUGGAUGCUCUACUUCCUGCGGCGGUUCGCCCAGUACACGUCGUGGGUCACCGAGGGUGAGCCCAGCGUGAUGUGGCUCUCAGGGCUGCACGUCCCGGAGUCCUACCUCACGGCCCUGGUGCAGGCCACCUGCCGGAGGAACAGCUGGCCCCUGGACCGCUCCACCUUGUUCACGCUAGUGACCAAGUUCCAAGAUGCAGAUGAAGUGACCGAGCGGGCAGGACAGGGCUGCUUCGUGUCAGGCCUGUACCUGGAAGGUGCUGGCUGGGACCUAGAGAGAGGCUGCCUCACCAAGAGCAAGCCCAAGGUGCUGGUUGUCGACCUGCCGGUCCUGAAGAUCAUCCCCAUUGAAGCCCACCGCCUCAAGCUGCAGAACACCUUCCGGACGCCCGUCUACACCACCUCCACCAGAAGGAAUGCCAUGGGGGUCGGCUUGGUGUUUGAAGCCGACCUCUUCACCACGAAGCACAUUUCUCACUGGGUGCUGCAAGGGGUGUGCCUCACCCUGAAUUCUGACUGACCCUCCGGAGAAG